This is a messenger RNA of Amphimedon queenslandica, 695 nucleotides long. RefSeq names its product heat shock 70 kDa protein 12B-like. The record is from RefSeq and is a predicted model, not a curated record. NCBI's taxonomy places the organism in Eukaryota, Metazoa, Porifera, Demospongiae, Haplosclerida, Niphatidae. The coding region runs from base 108 to 695 and encodes 195 amino acids. The transcript has 2 exons.
GGCAAAUCAAUUCUAGGAAGUAAGAGGGGAGUGUGGUUACACCUACACACUAUACAACCUGUUUUAUAGUCCAAAAACACACUGAAAGUUCCAGCCCUAAAGUAAAGAUGAUGCCUUAUUACCCUCCUCUGGUUAGAGCUGAUAAGAUUCCCCGUACAAUUUCUGGCUAUCGUGUGACUGAUGGCAAUAUUACUGCUAUUGACUUUGGUACUACAUCAGUGUCACUGGCUUAUACUACCAAAGGGGACAAAGAAAUUGCCACACUUCCUCUGGAGCCUGCAUCAAAGGCUACACGAAUACUCAAUGUCAUCAUGUUGAAGAGAGAAGGAACUAAAGUGAUAGUGGAGGCCUUUGGGGAAAAUGCUAAGAAGAGGUUUCGAGAUAUAAAACCCAGUGAACACUCAAACUAUAUUUUUUUUGAGAGAAUCAAAAUGUUAAUGAAGAGAGAAAUGGUUAUUAACAGACAAUCAGUAGUGAUGUCAUUUUCUGGGGAGAAGUACUACCUGGUUGAAGUUAUUGCAUUCAUAUUGAAGUACCUGAAGAAUGAACUCAUUGAUCAUCUCUCUCGUUCUGUCAAGCCAUUGAAGACAACAGAUUUUGAUUGGGUCAUUACUGUACCUGCUAUAUGGGAUGCACGAGGAAAAAGAAUGAUGAGAGAAGCUGCUUAUCUGGUGAGUACAUCUAGUAUGCAUUAA